AUGAUUGUAAAAGAAUUAGAUAUUGUAAAUGAUGUUUUAAAUACUGUUAAAACUUAUGUUAAUAAACAAAUGACAAAAGAAGAAAUUCAACAGAAUAUAAAAUCAAUUAGAAAUGUUGUUACAGAGAAUUCAAAUCUUUUUAAUGAUGAACAAAGUAAACACCUUUUAAUAGAAUUUUACUUUAUUCUUAGUCAAUUGAAGAUUAUGGUUGAUUUAGAAAUUAAUCUUGAAAAUAUGAUAAACAAUGAAAUUGAAUAUCUUAAUACUCAAAUUAAUCAAGUAAGUAACUUAAAAGAACAAACAUUACUUUCUAAUGUCAGUUUAGAUACUUAUAAUGAUUCUAAUAGUAUUAAUGCUAGUGAUGUUUAUAACUCGAAUUAUAAAAAUAAGAAUAAAAGAUCCAAUUAUCCAAAGGUUGUUUCGAAAAUACUUAAGAACUGGUUAAGAGAGAAUAUGAACAAUCCAUAUCCUACUGAAUCUGAAAAAUCCUCUCUUAUGGAAGCCACUGGAUUAGAUUCUACUCAAAUAAACAAUUGGUUUAUCAACGCAAGAAGACGGAUUCUUCCUUUUAUGAAGAGUAAAUUCUCUCAAUAUUAUUAA
This is a messenger RNA of Hepatospora eriocheir, 600 nucleotides long. The record is from the annotation of a GenBank genome assembly. NCBI's taxonomy places the organism in Eukaryota, Fungi, Microsporidia, Hepatosporidae.